AUGAAGAGCCAUAUCUUUGCAACUACUCUUUUAGGAUCAGUAGGCAUUGCUUCGGCAGCCGAAUAUCCUUCGAUGGUUAUGGACACUUGGUGCAUUACGUACCUAUCAACCUAUCUUGCUCCAAUAUCUGGUCAGCCCAGUUUGUCACCGUCAAGACACUUGACAUUUUUCGGAAACAGUUCCACUGCAACGGUCUCGAACACAGACGAGCAGAGCAUAAUUGCUUCGGAACCUGGAACAACGCCUGACUUCUCAAGCUUCAAUGUAGCACCAACCGAAGCACAAACUGGCUCUGGGGCGCCAUCUUCUGGUUCAAUAACCGAGCCAAUUAUCACACCUUCAGUGUCUACAACGGACAUAACCUCUUCCGCCUUGCCCACCUCAACCGGUAUUGUCGAACCACCCGGACGAUCUGUCAUCUUCCUCAUACAGGCAUCCAAUGAUCAAAAACGCGAUAUUGGAAAACGAGAAGCUGAAGGCUUUGUUGGCGCUGAUAACCCCGACAUUUGCACCUUUGCUUUGGUCUUCAAUUUGGCUGAAGGCCAGCUCUUUGUUGGCGGUUUACCGACGUUUUACGCUGGCGAGGAUUACAAGGCGCUGGGUGUCCAAGACGAAGACUCUUUUAUCCAGGGCGCCAUUACGAGAACCUUUGGAACUACAGGCCGAACACUUUUCUUCAGGAACUCAGACCUACCAAAUGGCGAGGCAGGUUUCUGUCAGGACUCUAGUGGUCAAGUGUACAUCACUUUUACUAGUAGUCCUCCUGGAUGCUUCCCAGUUACUCUGGGUGUCUACGACGUUACACAAUGUCAAAAUGGUCGGCUUGUAGGUUUUGAGACUUCGACUUCUGCUUUGGCAGUCUCCUCUGAGGCAAGCACGACUGAGAAUGUCAGUUCCGGAAGUGUCAGUAGUGGAGAGUCUACAACAGCAGAAACGACCGUAUCUACAGAGUUCAGUUCUCUCAGCUCUGUUGAGCCAAGUAGUACCCUCUCCGAAACAUCUGAUUCUGAAGCUUUUACCACCGCUUCUUCCCAGAUUGUUGAUACAUCUGCCCCAGCCUCUUCACAAGUAUCUGUUUCUGGGGCAUCUUCCACCGUUUCUUCCCAGAUCGUUGAUUCAUCUACCUCAGCCUCUGCGCAAUCAACCAGUUCUGAAUCCUCCACCGUUUCUUCCCAGGCUAUCAGUUCAUCUGCUUCAACCUCUGGACUUGAAGCGCCCACCACGGUUUCUUCCGAGCUUGUUCCGUCGUCUGUCACCACCCAAUCGUCCAUUUUCUCCAGCGACUCGACUACUGAGGCAUCGUCGUCUACUGAGCUGGAGAUUUCAAGUUCGCUCACCAGCACGUCAGAGGGAUCAACCGGUACGACCACUGCAACUUCAGUUGGCUCAACCACAGAGACCCCGACUGAGCCAGCUAGUUCAGCUAGCUCAAGUACGUUCUCGAGUGCUGAAGAGACUACUUCAAACCCAUCGACGACAAUAUCAGAGUCUUCAACAGAGAUCACAUCUACUACUACCGAGGCCAGUACCGCAGACACCACUACUGAUCUCAUGACGACUACGACCACUGCCGCGCUGAGUGAGUGCCGCAGCGACAGCAAUCCACACACCGAAAGUGGUGUCGACUUUGAUCUCUCCUGUGAUAACAGUAUCACAAGCGGUACAUCGAUAGGGGUAGUCCAGGCAAACAGUUUCAACCAGUGCGUGUUCUUCUGCGCUCAAUCGUCUAACUGCGCUGCUAUACAAUAUGAAAAGGCUACAAUGCUCUGUAGCGGAUUCAGUUCAUUCACUGGAACUUCGGGGAACGCUCAGUUCGACGUUGCAGUAAAGCAGGUUGCUACUACGACUACGACCACUGCUUAG
Molecule: messenger RNA, 1863 nt
Organism: Fusarium odoratissimum NRRL 54006
Lineage: Eukaryota; Fungi; Ascomycota; Sordariomycetes; Hypocreales; Nectriaceae
Exons: 3
Coding region: 1-1863 (620 amino acids)
Source: RefSeq, a predicted model, not a curated record